CCAUUUUGGCUUGAUAUAUUUGAGUGACCAACCAAGCGUGAGAGGCAAUUAGCGUGCACAUCAAAGCAAGUUCAAGUGGAGUAGCUUUUUUUAGUUUAGAGCACACAACAACGAACGUAUUCAAUACGAACAACAUAAUCUCUUGAUUUCAUCAAUCUUUAUAGUUGUGAUCAUAACUAGUAAAUAGACAAACUUGUACAUAUUUAAGAACCUUUCCAUGAUGCAAUUUACUACAACUGUUCCUUUCAACAAGAUGGAACUCAUCAGAGAAUUUCACCACCAACAAAUUCACUUCCGUAAACAAGUCUCCACUCUUAAAGUUUUACUUGCUGGAUCCGAGAAUGAUAGCAAGACUCCAACCACUACAACCUCCACAAUUAUUGUUGAACCAACUACUAACACAAGUACCUCCAAUAAUACAACAAUUCCCUCCACCAAUAAUACUAAUUUCUCCUCUACUAACAAUGACAUGAUGCCAGUUUCACCAACAACUGGAAGAACCAAAAGACCAACAAAUAAUCAUGGUUCUAGAUGUCGAUCCCCAUACAAGAAAGAUUCUCCUUCCAAAAUGAAAACUACUUUGGCAAAGGCUGCAGUCCUCAAAACCAAGACAGUGAGACAAGCUUUGGUUCUUCUUUAUAUGGUGCUGAGAGUUUCGAACAAUACACUGAGCUUAAAAGAGUUAGUUUAGAUUCUAUUAACAAGUUGGGUACAUUGAAAAACGCAAUGGAAAAUGGAAUCAAGGAGUUGUCAAACUUGUGGGAAAUUUUAACCGAGAUGGAUGAAGAGCAACCUGGUUCUCUCUUCCUUAUGGAUUUUGAAGAAGAUGGUGAGGAAACAACUCCUGCCUUCUCCAUGUCCAAUAGCCAAACGAGUUCAAAUAAGGUGAAUUUGAGAGCACAAAGAAUUCAAAUCUGUGACCAAAUUACCAAACUCAUUAAUAUUGAGAGUACACUUUUGAAUAUUAUAGAAUCACACCAAAAUAUGCUCGAGAAUAACUUUGGUUACUCAUUGCCAAACAAUAAGGAAGAUGAUCCAACUUAUACAAAGAGUAGUUCUUCCUCCAAUCUUUUACCAUCCACUAAAAAGUUGGCAAGUACAAACUUUAAGGACAUUAUGGAUUAUAUAGAUUUUGCAAACCACAUUCAAAGGACAGUAUCUUGCUCUACACUUUUUGAAAAGGCCAGGAAGUUAAUAAUCCCUGAUGAACAAGAAGCCAACGAGUUUUGUGCUGUGCAUGGAGAUGUAACUGGAAUGACUGGUGCAAGCCCUGUUAUCAGGUCUCUUCCUUCAGCUACAUUCCCAAAUAAUACAGGAACUAAUCCAAAUGUAAAGUGGAGAGAAUUUAUCAAGUUGGAAAAACUCAAUAAGAAAUUCCAAAGAAAGCUGAAUGAAUUUGAAGGUGUUAUCGUGCAAUUUGUACAAAUGAAACAACAAUAUAAAUAAAUAACAAGUAUUAACAAGUUGUUCG
Molecule: messenger RNA, 1471 nt
Organism: Naegleria gruberi
Lineage: Eukaryota; Heterolobosea; Eutetramitea; Acrasida; Naegleriidae
Exons: 1
Coding region: 532-1446 (304 amino acids)
Source: RefSeq, a predicted model, not a curated record